AUGCACGCCCUUGUUUGGUGGCUGUACAGUGUAAGUACUAGUAUGGAGGACGUACAUAUGUACUCUGUAGAUGACGUUGCUCUCUUUUAUCUCCUGUAUAAAAACUCCUUCACAGUAAGUGUAGUGCAGCCCAGGCUGAAUCAUGCAAGGAUAAGAAGCGAGCACACGGCCUCGCUACACUUACUGCAACCUAUGGACGGCAGAGCUGGCGGAGUUGCUAACUUUGGCAAGCACGUUCCAUUCAAAUCCGUGAAGAGGAAUAUAUCGAACGUUGCAGAUGUGUCAACCAAGCUCCCUGACAGCUGUGACCCGGCUGCCAUUCCUGUCAAGGCUGGUCUACCGUACACAAGCCUACAGACACUGCCUGAAGGUGCUAUCAUUGCUACUUCUUUAGUGCGUCCCUCAGCACAGCUUCGUCGUCUAUUUCCGACUCUGCGGUUUGCCAAUGUACGCGGCAAUGUUGAAAGCUUGACAAUCCCACAGGCUCUAGGGACAGUGGGAUCCUCCACGCGCGGUCGGCCCAGGGCGCGCAGGAGGCGACACCAAGGUUACUCAUCUGCUGGAUCAGCCGAUAGAUUAUUGGCCUUGCCAAGUGUUCUGAUGUGUGCGCUCAGGAGUGGUUGCAAUGCCCCUAUUGGCAUUGAAACAGAGUGGACGGCGACUCAUCUGAGCAUAAGAGCUAUAGUCGUCAGCUUGGACAUUUCUCAGAGUGUCGAAGAUGCCAUCGAUGCGAUGAUGCAUACCAAAGAUGAAUCCGAUGCUCCGGGACAGGCAUUAGCUCGGCUGUUCGGGGCUGGGGUUGCUCCUAUAUUGAUAGAUAUCAAUAGGAACCAGCCAUCUAAGGACUAG
Molecule: messenger RNA, 849 nt
Organism: Microsporum canis CBS 113480
Lineage: Eukaryota; Fungi; Ascomycota; Eurotiomycetes; Onygenales; Arthrodermataceae
Product: porphobilinogen deaminase
Exons: 6
Coding region: 1-849 (282 amino acids)
Biological process (GO): heme biosynthetic process
Cellular component (GO): cytoplasm
Molecular function (GO): hydroxymethylbilane synthase activity
Source: RefSeq, a predicted model, not a curated record